UCUGUCGAUAUAAUUACUGUCCAGUGAGUUUAAGUGUUAAAUAUUUGUCAAUCGUUAGGAAAAAUAUUCGUAUGCCGAUUUCUCUGUUCGAGAAGAACUUAACCGUGUGCAGCUAUUCUCGUCUGCUUCAAUCGAUAGUGCGCGCGACUUGUCCCGCGGUACACCACCGCUAUUUUAAAUCACUUCCUACUAGGUCUGCGUUCUGUGUAUCUGGAUGCUGAGUUCACUGAAGUGUCUAUCAAGGAAAAAACAACACGUAAUCCGUGCAUAAUCUGGAAGCAGUUGCAGUGCAUUGUAAUCAUUGGAGAUUCCAACAUCAGAACUAGGAUAAUUUAGAAAAUCAGAAGUAAUUAUUGUCGGCUUUGUACGUAUAGGAGUUGCGAUUACGUAGGACGUGCAUCAAUACGCUCUGCAAUCUGCAUUUGAGUCGUAACGAUUUGUGACAAAGUGACUGUUUGGAAAGUGCCAUUGUUCUGGAUUUAUUGAUAAUCAACAAAAGGUCAACUACUGUACAACGACCGUAUUAAAACAGGCACUCGCUUAUACACAUGUGAACAAGAACUUCUAAGAGUCAGUGGGCUGAAAUCCAGAGAUGAAAGAAGUAUCUGAGAGAUCAUUGGGAAUGUAUCAAUCAAAGAGAGAUAAUUUAUAAACACCAAUUUAAACGAACUCAAAGUAUCGAUGAGAGCACAGAUGAACGCAAUAUGGCGCCAAGCCACGCGAGACUUCUGCUGAGAGAGCGACUUCCCGCUCCGCCAGUGCGAUAAAUGAUCUAUCGUUCUCAAAUAUUGUUUGACUGGCGGCAACCCUGUGAGUUUUCUGAUGAGCCUGCAUAUUAAAGGCAAUUGACAGCGUCACACUAUAACGCGCGCAUAUUUUAUGUCUGAUCUCUCCUGAGGGGCUUCCGAAGAGAGCCGAUUAACGCUAAAAUCGGAAACCAAGCUUGAUCGACUUUUAUUAAAACGACAGAGUAUGAACGCUAAGCAGCAGAACUCAGAGAGCAAUGGAACGGGUUACAUGGAUAGCAUUAUUUCGAUAGAUCUUGGAAGAAAAAUGAUUGCGGAGGCUUUGGAUAACAAUGGAAGUCAAGUGAUAUAUUCUUCAAUGCUUGGAUUACGAAGUAGUAAUGGAACUCUUAGGCCAGAAAUUAUGACGUUUGAUCCUGACAAUGAAAGCUUAACUAGCUACCAAUAUGAACCAAAGUAUGAAUUGGAAUUAAUGAUUUUUAUCUGUGCUCUUAUCGGUUGCGUUAUCGUUUCCAUUGUCAUCGGAAAUGUUUUUGUGAUAUCAGCCAUUAUAUUGGAGAAAAGUUUACAAGGAGUUUCAAAUUAUCUGAUAUUGUCUCUUGCAGUGACAGACCUUAUGGUUGCUGUACUUGUAAUGCCGCUUUCGUUGAUUGAUGAAAUUAGUCUGUAUUGGUAUUUAGGACCUGCUGUAUGUGACAUGUGGACUUCUUUUGAUAUCUUGUGUUGUACGGCGUCCAUUCUCCAUUUAGUUGCUAUUUCUUUGGAUAGGUACUGGGCAGUGUCUAAUAUUGACUACAUCCGGCGGAGAUGCGCAAAACAAAUAUUGUGUAUGGUCGCAGUUGUUUGGGUGGUUGCUAUAGCGAUUUCAAUUGCGCCUCUUUUUGGAUGGAAAGAGGAAGAAGACAAUCCAGAACAUACUGGGGUUUGUAAAAUUAGUCAGGAUAAAGCUUAUACCAUAUUUUCCACCGUAGGAGCAUUUUAUUGCCCUUUAAUCCUCAUGGUUGUGUUAAACCUUAAAAUAUAUAAAGCCGCACGUUCUCGCAUUCGGAAGAAACAUAUAAGCGGGUUACAUAAGCCUGCUCGUGCGUAUCAAAGACCUUCUAUAACCGCUGCUGAUGCAACCACACGACACAAUAGUUCGGGAAGUGACAUAAGUCAAGAUGGCUACACUGUGUACAAUGGGGUCAACCAAGCAGAAGAACCGGUUUUUCAGGAGGCUGAACAGGACGAAUCAGCCGAGGUGAACACAAGAUUUUUAGUGGUUCCUUCUAAUGUCUACGUGUUGAAUAAACAAUUAAAUCCCCCAAAGAAUACAAAUAACAAUAACACAAAACAGAUUCCUUACUGUGAUAAAGAAAGACUUCGGAAAGCGAAGAUAGAAAUGAAGAGGGAAAGGAAGGCGGCCCGUGUAUUGGGUAUAAUCACGGGAGCAUUCAUUGUGUGCUGGCUUCCAUUCUUCCUGUUAGCUCUAAUCUCGCCAUUUUGUCCGUCAUGUGACUUUCACCCUGCCAUGUUCAGCGUGUUUCUGUGGUUGGGGUACCUGAAUAGCUUGCUGAAUCCUAUCAUAUAUACAAUUUUCAACCCAUCUUUCAGAAAUGCAUUCCGUAAAUUAAUAUUCAAAAGAUAUAGAAGGCAUUGAUUGUUUAUUAUUUUAUUUAUGUAUUUUUACAUUUUCCCACAUCGUUUAUUUGAAAAUUAUUUUAACUGUGUCACAUAUUAACACUGGUUGGAAAGUGGGACCCAGCAUUUAUUUUAUUUUUUUUUCUGUGUUUGAUAAGAGAAUCAAAUAUGCUUGUUAUUUUUAACAGACAUAUGUGUUUCAUUUGAUUUUUUUUGUACUGUGCUUUCUAUCAUCUGAGCAGAAUGAACAUUUCUUUUGUAUAAGAUUUCAUACACUUUAUCAGAUAUAUAAAUCAAAAUGGCUUAAAGCUUUGCUUUCUUUAUAUGGUGAAUUUCUAGAAUUGAUGAAAAUUAGUUAUAGUUGUAGUUUUCUUUCUCGUUUAAAUAUAAAAGUUGCUUUUAAAUUAGCUAUCAUACUGUGUUUUUAAUAGUUGUGAGAUGCCUUUUGAUUGUUGGUAAGCUUUAAUUAAAGGUUAUGUUUGACUUUUUUUAGAAUAAAGAAUCUUUACAAUAACUGUGCUACAAUUCAAAACAAUCAGAUUUAAUAGACACUAAACUAUUCUUUGGCACAUGUAUUAUUCAUGUAUAGAUAAAUGCAUGUUAUAAUUCUUCAGAUAUAAAUUAAGGUUCCCAAUGAACAAGAUAAUGAAGUUUAGGCAUCUCGGAUAUAUUAAUGUUUAAUCAAAAUACAUAAUAUAUCAAAUUUCUACUCAUAGGGCAUGAAAAUGAAUGACUUGCUGGUGCUAUGCUAUUGUAGAAGACGUGAAAUACCUAAUGAAAUAUGUGGCGGUAACGAACGGUAUUCGAGCUCAAAAGUCAAUUAAAUAUUAAAACAUAUGAGUCGAGAAAACAAGGGCCUGUAGAACAUCAUAGGUGGGAUCAGGCGCCACGGAAGAGUAAACUCCCACUGCCGACCGGUCUGACUUAAGAUAUAUUAUUUAGAAUGUUCAGUCCUUUUUUGUAAAGGUACCUUGAUGUCUCAGAGUAAAUGGAUAAACCUUAAUCAUUCCUAUACCCAUUUAAAAUUAAUGAUAAACAUAAGAUGUAACAUUAAUAGAUACAAAAUUUCUAAGUAUUUGAAUUUCUGUUAUUUAUAUGUUUAUAUCUAUUUUUAUCCCUAUUUGACUUUUUUAAGGUAACAAUAAGAAAUAAAUGUCUACAUAAUAAAAAUAAAUCAUUUCUUUUUCUUGAAAUAUACAGUAUAUAAUUGUAUUUCCUUGUUGAUGCCAUAUAUAUUUGCCUACAUGUGAUAGACAAUCCAUUAUAUUUAAAAUAAAGUUUUGUUUAUUUUUAAAAGUAAAAUCAGAAAAAUAAGUUACAUGAACAUGAUAAAAGUAGUGAGAAAAAGACGGAAGGAAGGAAGGAAGACAUGUUAAAGAUAGAGCUCGAGAGAAAAGAGGAGAGGAAGGGAGGAUGAAAAAAACAAACCUUCUCUGUUUUCUGGUCCCAAAGAACAGAGAAUGCUUUGCUUUUUUACUUAUGUAAAAUUUUACAUUAUUCUCAUAUUCCUGUAAAUAUAUACAGGGAACUUUUAUUGAUAUACUCUUGUCACAUUGUGGAGAUGUUAACGUUAUAGCUGUGUUUUUUUGUUAUUCAUGGUGUAUGCAUUGUUCAAUAAAAAAUCAAACAUUUUA
Saccostrea cuccullata (small rock oyster) is the source of this 4000-nucleotide messenger RNA. RefSeq names its product 5-hydroxytryptamine receptor-like. Gene Ontology annotation, biological process: adenylate cyclase-activating adrenergic receptor signaling pathway; G protein-coupled dopamine receptor signaling pathway. Bases 973 to 2385 code for a protein of 470 amino acids. The transcript is spliced from 4 exons. Lineage: Eukaryota; Metazoa; Mollusca; Bivalvia; Ostreida; Ostreidae. The record is from RefSeq and is a predicted model, not a curated record. Gene Ontology annotation, molecular function: G protein-coupled serotonin receptor activity; dopamine neurotransmitter receptor activity, coupled via Gs. Gene Ontology annotation, cellular component: plasma membrane.